AUGGGAAAAACCUGUAUUGAACCAAAUCCAUGUGGACUGAAGCCUUGCAAGAAUGGAGCCACCUGUACCAAUGUUGAUGAAAGCUACAGAUGCACCUGUAAGAAUUAUUACACUGGAAUGAAUUGUGAAAUACCACCACCAGUAUACGUCAUGACAGCAAACAUUUCUUCUCUUCUUUUUUCCUUUUUUGCGUUCUUUCCUUAUUUCUUUCUUUUUCUUUCUUUCUUUCCUUAUUUCUUUCUUUCUUUUUCUUUCUUUCUUUUUUUCUUUCUUUUUUCUUUCUUUCUUUCACUGACAUCAAUGCCGAACUACAAGGUUCUUGGAAGAUACGAUUGGGCUUUGGCUUCAAGGAUAUAUUGGGGCUACAACAGAAAGUGGAUAAUGGAAGGUUAUGAAGAACAACUUCAGUAUCUGGCAUAUGAACAACAAUGGAGAUAUACUGUUCAGAAGAUCUGGAAACUUAAAGGAUAUGGAUCAGCACGCCUUGAUCUUGUGUUUAUCAUUGACACGUCUACUUAUAUUGGAGAGAAUAACUUUAGAAUGGUGAAGGCCUUUGUGAAGUCUGUUGUGAAGUAUUUCCGCAUUGCGCCAAGAUAUGUACGAGUUGGUGCCAUAACUUACAGCACUUCGCAUAUAUCUAUAUCUGUUCCUAUCUAUCUAUCUAUCUAUCUAUCUAUCUAUCUAUCUAUCUAUCUAUCUAUCUCUGUUCCUAUCUGUCUAUAUCUGAUUAUUUCUUUCUAUCUAUAUAUAUCUGUUUCUUUCUUUCUAUCUAUCUAUCUAUCUAUCUAUCUAUCUAUCUAUCUAUCUAUCUAUCUAUCUCAAUCUAUGUUUCUUUCUUUCUACCUAUAUCUGUUUCUGUUUGUCUAUCUAUAUCUGUUCCUAUCUAUCUAUCUAUCUAUCUAUCAAUAUUUGUUCCUAUCUAUCUAUCUAUCUAUCUAUCUAUCUAUCUAUAUAUAUAUAUAUAUAUAUAUAUAUAUAUAUAUAUCUAUUCAUCUAUCUAUCUAUCUAUCUAUCUAUCUAUCUAUCUAUCUAUCAGUUUCUUUCUUUCUUACUAUUUAA
Molecule: messenger RNA, 1059 nt
Organism: Acanthosepion pharaonis
Lineage: Eukaryota; Metazoa; Mollusca; Cephalopoda; Sepiida; Sepiidae
Source: the annotation of a GenBank genome assembly